CAGUUACACUACGUCACAGGUACAUUUAACUGUUAUUUUAUUAAAGUAGGAUAUAAUUAGACAUUUAUUUUAUCACUUUAAGGAGCCGAGUGAGAUUAAUAAACUUUAUAAAUAUUUAGUUAUUGUGUGAUUUAACUCAAACACACACUAAUGUACCGGUGUUAGCUGGUAUAGCUGGUAGUUCUCCACCGGGCCUCUCAGAGUUUCUCCCCGGGCUAGGAGCGUCUUUCUCCGGGUAGAUGGGAGUCGACGGGCCGCUGGAGGAGCCGGGGCUGCCGGAGGAGCCGUUGGGAAGGCGGGUUUCCUGCGGAGAGGAACGGGCAACGGUCCGAUACGUGGGGCCGGUACCACCGACAGCAGGGCUGUGGCUCGGUGUAGAGUGGGAUAAUCCAGAGAGAGGAAAACAUGACGGCAGCCAUGAAGGAGUCGUUUACUUCACCUGCAGACAUCCUAAAGGCGGCUCCUUCGUCCGGCCGGCCAAGGUGAGCUUCGGCGUUGACUUCCUGACCGCCGUGCGCCGGCUGUACCACAUCGAUACGGAGGAAGUGCUGAGCGAGGAAAUCUCCAUCUCCUCCAAGACGCUGGAGUGGGGGAAGAUCAAAGAGAGAAGUUUUGAGAGUCUUCCUUCGAUGCUGCUGAGUCGCUGUGAGGUGAACGGAGCCGGAGAGAGCGGAGACAUCCAGAGAAACACUCCCAACGUGCGAUGGCUGGAUCUGAGUCGGACUCUUCUGAGUUGCUGGGAAGACGUAGCGGCCGUCACGCAGCAGCUGCAGCAGCUGGAAGGACUUCAGCUCAGCUACAACCGGCUGUGUUUGACCUCUGACCCCUCGGCCCUCCGCCAGGCCUUCAGCAGCCUCAAGGUCCUCGCUCUGAUUGGCUGUGACCUCACCUGGGCUCAGGUGCUGGAGCUCAGCCAGAUGUGGCCUCAGCUGGAGGAUCUGUGUGUGGAAGAGAACGACAUCACUGAGCUGCAGAGACCGGAGGGAGUCCUGCAGUCUCUGAAGAGUCUGAGUCUGUCCAAUAAUCCUUUAAAGGAGGACAGCAUGCUCAGUAUCGCUGCUCUGCCCAGACUGGAGCAGCUCAACGUGUCAAACACCGGACUGUCUGUUAUCCGAUUCGAUGACGUUCCUCCUGGAUCUCAGACAGCCAUGUUUCCUGCUCUGAAGAUUCUCAACCUGGACAACAACAACAUCACUGAGUGGUCGGUGGUUGACGAAUUAUCCAAAUUAAAAAGUUUAGUUCAGCUUUCGUGUCGCAGCAACCGGCUGGUCAGCAGUGAUGGAAAUGUCAAAACAGCCAAUCAGCUGCUCAUCGCCAAACUGGGACAACUGGUCGUCCUCAACAGCUGUGAGGUCCACGCUGAGGACCGGAGGGGGGCGGAGCUCGACUACAUCAAGAUGUUUGGGGAGGAAUGGUUGAAGGCAGGGGGGCGGAGUCAGGUCAGCACCCAGUUCACCUGUCAGCACCCUCGUUACCUGAGCCUCAUCGACAAGUAUGGAGCUCCAGAGGAAGGCGAGCUGAAGAAGCAGCAGCCGUUUGCUCUCAAGAAUCAGCUGAUAAAGAUUAUGUUUGUGUUUCCUGAUGACGCCGACCGGAAGCCGAUUGAGAAGAAACUUCCAGCCUCCAUGGUUGUUCAGAAGGUGAAGGGACUCCUGUACAGACUGCUGAAGGUUCCUGCAGCAGAUCUGAAGCUCACCUACACCAGUCCCAAGAUGUUGGGGACAGAGUUUGAGAUCGACAGCGACCUGAAGACUCUGCAGUUUUACUCCAUAGAGGACGGAGACCAGAUGUUGGUCCGCUGGUCCUGACCUGAGCAGCAUCAGAGACUUCCAGGACUGAACCUCAGCUGUUAGACUGACGUUGUCCCUCUGUGUCUCUGCUGUAGAGGACACACAGACUCACACUGAGAGGUGGAUUCACUUCUAAAUGACUGAUGACGACUUUAAAACUACAAACAUAGAAUAAUUUGUGGCUUUUCUUCAGGACUGCGCUUACAAUCACACACGGAAAUGAACUUAAGCUUUAAAAGAGUCAUUUAAUGAAUUAACCAGUAGACUUUUCACGCUUAACUUAUCAAUGUUUGCUUUGGUUUACGUUUGUUCAGUUAAAUUUAGAAGUGUUAGAAGGCAGAUUCAGACUGAGCUGUGACACAGGAGUGCCUUGUUAUUAAUUUAUUACCAUUAACUGACAUGAGCUGAGCAACUAUGUCAAAGUCAGUAAUGUUUCCAACCAACUAAUUUUCACUUUGCGCAUAAAAAAACUGGAAUGGAAACGCCAGAAAUUCAGAAAAAAAAGUCAGAAUAUCAAAUGUUAAAAGCCUUGAUGAAUAAAUGAUGAUGUAUGUGAAUCAUGUGACGAUGAGGAGACUGUAACUGACAGAAACGUCGUAUUCCCAUCAUGUUUUCCAUCAUUUGAGCUUCGACUGACGCUCUUUAACCCUUUAUUGGGCAAAUAAUUAUAUUUGGUAACUUCUUUAAAUAUCCCAAAAUAUCCUUCCUUCCUUCCUUCCUUCCUUCCUUCCUUCCUUCCUUUCCUUCCUCCCUGCCUUCUUUCUUCCCUUCCUCUUUUCCUUUCUCCCUCCCUCGUUCCUUAUUUCCUCCGUCCUUCCUUCCUUUCCUUCCUUCCAUCUGUUCUUCCUCCCUCUCUCCUUCUCUCCUCCCUUCCUUCUUUCCUUCCUCCGUCUUUCCUUCCUUCCUUCCUGUCCUUCCUUCCAUCUGUUCUUCCUCCCUCCCUCCUUCUCUCCUCCCUUCCUUCUUUCCUUCCUCCAUCCCCCUUUCUUCUUCCUUCCUUCCUUCUUUCUUCCCUUCCUCCCUCCCUCCUUCUCUCUUUCUUU
Scomber japonicus (chub mackerel) is the source of this 2833-nucleotide messenger RNA. It is a transcript of the gene tbce, whose product is annotated as tubulin folding cofactor E. Gene Ontology annotation, molecular function: alpha-tubulin binding. Lineage: Eukaryota; Metazoa; Chordata; Actinopteri; Scombriformes; Scombridae. Bases 240 to 1808 code for a protein of 522 amino acids. The record is from RefSeq and is a predicted model, not a curated record. Gene Ontology annotation, biological process: protein folding. The transcript has 15 exons.